AUGCACAUUGGACUCAAGAGGCCGCUGCUAGCGCAAGUGCCUUACAAAACCAAGAAAUUCCAACUAGCCAAGAAGCGUUCGGCACCAAUCUCGGCUUCAAUUAAGGAGAUUAGCGAUGAUGAUGAUAACCAUAAUAACCACGAUAGACCAGAGGUUAUUGAGAUUGACAGUGAUAGCGAUAUUGAGUGUGUUAGCAGUAGUGAUGAUAAUUUCAAUUCUUAUGGCAACGAUACCAACGACACCAACGACACCAACGACACUAGCACUAGCACUCACGACCAAACGUUUGAAUCUCCUAUCGACAUCGAUACUCCUAUUCUCCCUGAGAAUUACCCUCCUCCGCUGCCACCUCUCUGUCGCGACCUAUAUAACCUCACUUUUACUCACAGAACCUGCGCCGACUUUGUAGCCAAUUUCAACGCUGGCACCGAUAAUCUCAGAAAAAGUUAUGGUAUGCACACCAUCACCAAUGGUGUCAUGGGCGAUAGUAGGCAGGGGAAUGUAGCGUCAUUUGUACCCGUUUACGACAACGAAGUGAGUGAGUUUGUUGGUGACAGCAUCAUCGGCAUGGUAGUGGCUCUAUUGCUGAGAAAAUGGUAUCCACACCUUCGUCCUGACGGAUUAACAGAAAUACGCAGCAAGCUAGUCAACAGAGGCAGACUAUCGAGCUGGGCGAAGCUGUACAACUUCGACCAGCAUCUCAUUCUACCACCUCAGAUGCCCCAACUGCCUGUGCGACUCUCACCCAUGGUUCUUUGCGAUACAUUUGAGGCGUACGUAGCCUCUGUCUUUGACCAGCAAGGUGACGAAAGCGCCGGUCUUAUCGCCGUCAAGCAGUGGAUUGAGCCGCUUUGUAGGCCUUACGCAGAUAUGUACAGCGCUGCUAUCACCAAUCGCGAAAAGGAAGUGCGCGAGGCUCCUCGCAUGGGCAGCAUGGGCUACCUCAACCAGAUGAUGGAAAAACAUCACGUCGUCGCGGCGUGGACUGAGUCGGGCGGUGUGAAUGAUCUCAAUAACUCUCACAACUACUGGUCUGCUUCCCUUAACCUCACCCUCGACGAACGCGCACAUAAUAGCACUCCCCUCGCUGUGAAAUCUAAAUUCCCUCUCACUACCACAGGUAAAGCUUCCAAGAAGAAAGUUGCCAAGGAAAUGGCAGCUUAUAAGGCUUUGAAGACUUUGGGUCUUAACUGUUGUGGAGACAAUCUCUCAUUUCAACGAUACCUUAAACACACACAUCUUGCUAAAUAA
Molecule: messenger RNA, 1251 nt
Organism: Wallemia ichthyophaga EXF-994
Lineage: Eukaryota; Fungi; Basidiomycota; Wallemiomycetes; Wallemiales; Wallemiaceae
Product: Double-strand-specific pac1 ribonuclease
Exons: 3
Coding region: 1-1251 (416 amino acids)
Biological process (GO): RNA processing
Molecular function (GO): ribonuclease III activity
Source: RefSeq, a predicted model, not a curated record